AUGGUUGCAGAUGGUGUCCAAAAAUUAAAUGAAAACAUCCAGAUAUUGAAUAAAGAUUACCAAAUAGAUAUGGCAAGUUGUAUGACCGGUCAAGUGGAAUCGAUUCAUUCCACGCAUCACCACAAGCAUCAAGCAGGUGCCCAUGUUAUUAAUUAUGCCAGGUCAUUUGGGAACACUGGGACCCUUCCGCUUAAUAUGUACGAAACCCACAAUCCAGUUGGCCAAAGGAUACAGUUUCACCAAGUAGAUGAUCUAGAUGGGCUUGCUGGCUUUGAUGAAGUCGAUGAAUGCCGGAAUGGUCAGGAUGGACAAGAUGAGUACAGCGACGAGAGUGGUUCUAGUGAUACGGAGGAAAGAGAGUCAAGCGGCGAAGAAGGUGAAACAACAUUGUCAUUUUUAAAAACAACUCGUUCAGGACGUUCUAUUACUAUAAACAGAAGCCUCUUUUCCACAUAGUUGGAGGUCUUGGAGGUUUGAAAGCAUUCCGAGGUAAGUACAGAUGAGUACAAUGAUUCUACAAUUAAGGAAGACAUCCUAUAAUAAUUCGUGAAUUUUGUUUUAUUUUUACGUGAAUCGUGAUCGCUUAGAUUUUCCGUGAACGUGAAGGAAUUUUUUCAAUUUUUCGUGACUCGUGAAAAGGCAAAAUAUUUUUACGUGAAAGCAUAUUGUGAAGGGGUAUAGGGGGCCCUCAAAUAUUAAUCAAGAUUAACCAGACUGAAACAUGCACUAUUACCAGUAAAUAAAUGUCACUUGACAAAUUGUUUAUUAUGAAACAAAGUAUAUUAUUAUCUACAAAAUACAAGCACAAUUUAUUCGUCCGAAAUCCGCGUGUGUUCCUAGCACGAAUACGUUUCUUAUUUCAUGAGACCACUGCAUCACGAAGGAUCAUCAUGGAUCAUUCGUAGUUCUGAAUUAGGGCAUGCUGUCACAAUGGAAUUGUAAGCUCUUCUAACUUCUGCAACGUUCUGAAAUAUUGUUAAGAACACCAAAACUCUUUUGCCUUUUCUUAACUCCUUCUCAACAGGCCGGUUUCGCAUUACAUUUCGAUUCAAUUUUUCUAAUAUCUCGGCGAGUAUUUACCCCCCUUUUAAAUAAAUGCCACCAUUGAAAUCCUCAUAAAAUAACCUUUCGAACGGGGGGUCAAGUGCCGUCAAAACAUUACACAAAGCGAAACAAUCAUAUAUUUACUCACCGCUUGGCCAAAGAUUCUAAAUUUCAUAUCCACAAGAUCUUGAAUACCCCUUGAACUUUUCGUCAUUUGCUGAACGGCUAUAUGUGUAAAAUACUCUCUGUAGUCAAGCGCUUUCGUGUAGAAAGUUUCGUAUGUAUACGCCGACUAGAAAUAUUUAUUUUGAAUUUUUCAAGAUGUCGGGUUUUACUCGCACUUGCGUACAUUGCGCAAUAAUUGGCCAAUAAGAAGCUCCUUUGGCCGGGAUGACGUCAAACUCAGGCGGGUAGGUGCAAUUUGACCUUGCGAAUCCAUUUCUGGCCUUUCCAGGGUCAUACGAUACAAACGCCGCAUUGUUUUGACGGUUUUCAGUCGUAUUUCCGGUUGGGAUUAAUUCACUUCGAGCUCACAGUCGGACAAGAAAUGGAAAUAUAUUGAUAAAAGAUACAGAUUUGUAGAUUCAGGGUUGCAAAUAACACUCCAAAAAGACUAUUUAAUGGGGAUUCGAACAAGACUAUUACAAAGAUGAUAUGUUCGAUGGGGCCGAAGUUAUUUUCGGCGAAAGGUAUGGGUAGUCUAUAAUAAUCUGUAUUUUUGUUCAGGCAAUUGCAUAAUUUGAUACAAUAUGAUCAUUUUGACUUUCAAAGGCCCAUAAAUCGUUACAAUACUAAUGACUAUAACCAUCGUUUGGAACUAGUUGAUAUUUUAUUUCUGAAUCGAAUGGUGGUAUUUCUGUCUUCAUAGCAUGCACUGAACCGAAAGUAUGAAAUUUCGAGAGAAACAUACUGACUCAGUUGGUUAGUCGCGUCAAAACACCUAGCUAUACUAUAGUUCUCGCAAGAAUAUUUGUUUGUUGAAUAUGUUCUAUUAUAAAAUGCUUUCAUAUUAUAUUUGUGUAUGAUGUAUUUUUGAGAUAUUCAUAUAUAAACACAUAGUUCCAUUUGACAAUAUAUAUAGCAGAUUUAGCUACAGUGCAAUCAUACCUGCGAAGUAUACUACAGCCUACUACAGUUUAUUAUUUAAACUGUGCAAGAUCAGUAACCGCAUAAAAUAAUAGUAACAUACAGUAUACUAGUGAUUUAAAUUACUUAAGAUACACAGCUUUCCCUGAAACAGAUUUCAUGUCUUUACGCACACUUAAUUUUAUCAUUUAGUUACAAUUCCAAACGUUUUUCAUGAUGGUUUUCCGUAGAUCAUAGUACAUCUACCACUAUAUAUCAGAUUACCAAGGCAUGUUGUCUUUAAUAGCGAGAAAACGGCUCCCUCAUCUCCGCUUAAAUAAAGGCAUGUGCAACUGAUUUCUUUUGUAAACUAUAACUCAGUCUUCUGUAGUUUUAUUAAUGUAAAUAAAACUUGCGUAAGGCACACAAUAAGCUUUUAUCGAAGUCAAGACGCGUAGCAUGAGGUGAAGUAAACAAAUAUGAACCUCGCGUGACUUGCAUGACAGAUCUCCUUGGCUUCUAUGAGUUAAAGAACAAAACUUUUCCCCCAAAUCUAUCAGGUAGUGGUCUCUGUGUGUUGCACACUCCUGGAUGUCCUUUAUUUCGAUCACAGUUUGACUUUUAUGGCAAUAAUCUAUCGAACUAAAAAGGCAACACAGCGGGAAGUGAAGCAACAACGUGGUGCAUCAUGAACGCGUAUAAAAUGCAAGUGCGUUCGUCAAAGAGACUUUUUCACACACCUUUCUCCGGCACUGCUAUCCAUUUAUACUUGUUAAAUAAAUGCUAUUCUUCAACUUUGCCUUGAAAAGUUUCACCGAAAUCAAGUUUCAACAAAAAUAUUUUUAAAAAACAAGGAAAAAUGCCGAAUUCUUAGCUAUUUCUGCUAAUAAUUCCGGCAAUGCUCCGAAUUCAGGAGGGUUUUCAAGGGGGGAUUGUAGGCCAUGCACGUGCGAUGCUGUGGGACCCCUAGACAGUACAAUUUGUCCUUCUCGGCAUGAUUCUCAUCGCUCAGAAGGCGAAAAUACAUGGCCACAACAACACCAACAUUUUACCGUUUUCAAAUAACCAUAUAGGUCAUUUGUGCGCACGAGCUAAUAGACGGUUCGAUGUAGUACAGAUUGAGCAAGUAUCGUUUGAGUAUGAGUUUUCCAACCAGAAGUUAACCUUGCACUAUAGUCCCUGAUAAUCAAACCAGCUGAUCUUCUGGGACUGGUCAAAUCAACUAAGCUGUUUUGCAACAUUUGUUUCCCACCAAUACUGGAGCAGAAUAUUUUCCCCCCAGUUUGUUAGUGCAGGUAUUUUUUUGUUCAGAAUAGCCUUGCAUGUUAAAUGGUCAGCCACUUUACAGGGGGUUAUCAGAUUAAAUCACUUGGAGCUAUGUACGUAAUAUGUUACUAAUAAUGAAAAUGAGGCUGAAUAACCAUAGUUACAGGAUAGCCAACCACAAUAGAGAUGUCAAGGUUAGCAAAUUACAAUAGUGAUCUUUGCUGUUCAGUCUUGUUUUCAAGAUCAGUGAUGUAAUUACCAAAAGGGUCUAAUAACCAUGAGCUUUAUAACCACAUACUAAUGCUUUAUAAACAUAUACUAAUGCUUUAUAAACAUAUACAAAUGCAGCAGCACACCAGAUGUUUCAUUCUGUUUAAUUAAAAAUGGGCUGAUUUCAGGUGAAUAAUCCCUGAGCCAAUGGCACGGAGCGCCGUUCCAGGCAUAAGCCCGGGGCGAGGGUACUAAUUCUGUCCGGCUAUUUACACCCGGGGAAAGGAACGCACUAGCGAAGUCUAAAGUUCAUCAAAUAUUGUGGGUGCAUGGCUAUGAUCCAAGGGUGAUCCUCCCCACUGAUCUCAAAAGUACAGCGGCUUGUCAUGGAAAUGGCAAAUACUGACUGGUCAAAUUUAAAUUUCGCUUGUUGAUGAUCGCAUUGCGACAUCAUAAUAACAAACACCUUUUGAAAAUAUAUCUGCUUUUUUAAAGAUUUGCAAAUUCACAAGCUACUUUUACAUGUUGUAUACUUUUAAAAGCUUUAAAAAACCAUUAUGCAUACAACAAAUUAAACAAAAGAUAUGGAGCCAAAUGAAAAGCAACAAGAAGAUGGGAAAAAAUCAGACAGGCUGGCCAAAAGAAGGGAGCAAAGACGCCGACGUUUGCUCGAGGAGAAGGCCGAUGAAAAAGAAACUCACUUGGAAAACCGUAGAGAAGCUUGGAAAAAAAGGACUGCAGAAGCUAAAGGUAAGCAAAAAGAGUAUCAUAGGUUGUAUUAUAUAGAGAAAAUGCAGAAUGAGACUGAAGAAUGAACGAAAAGGCUUCAAAACACGAGACAACGACGAGCGUCAGAAACUGCUGAAUCAAGAGCUAGUAGACUUGAGAAAUUACGAUCGUAUUUAUAAACAGCUGUUGCUAAUGAGAGCGAACAAGAUCGACUGAACAGGCUAGCUAAGAAGAAAAGUGCAGCAAAAGAAUUAAGACACAAUAGUAUACAAAUAGGAGAUGAAGCAAUUGAGGUAAGUGUACCUGUUUUUGAAAUGAAUGGAAGUAUUAGGAAUAACUGUUUCUGUGCAUGAAGCUAUGAAGGAAACUGUAUCUGGCCCUGAUGUUGGGGCAGAAAAUGAAUGUGUUCAUGAAGCCACAUGUGAAAAUGUAUCCGUUUCUGCAGCAGUGGAGGCGACUGCAUCUGUUACUGAAGCAGUGGAGGCGACUGCAUCUGUUACUGAAGCAGGUGAGGAGAGUGAGUCUGUUAAUGAAGCAGAGGGUCAGAGGCGAGUAGAAAUGAAUAUUUACAUGAGGGUGGUUGGCAAAAUGUUGACAAUCCUCUGCAUGAGCUAGAGUUUGUACAAAAUGAAAUGCACAGUUUUCAUGUAGAUCAAGAACAUUUAGAGCAUCGACGAUGUACAAUAUGUAAAGAAGCUUGGCCAAUAUGCCAGAACUUGGCAUCAGAAGUAUUCAUUUGUUACCGGUGUAAAAGAGACAAGAAAUUACCCAAGAAAUUUAGUGCCAAGAAUGACAUGGACCCAGGAACAGUUCCUGAACAAUUGAGAGGUUUGACACAGGUAGAAGAAAUGUUAAUUUCAAGGGUUUGUCCCAUUAUGAGAGUGUAUAGAAAACAUGGGGGUCAGAGGGGGUAUAAAGGACAUGUACUUAACUUACCACAAGAUAUUCAAAGUUUCUUGAAUAGGUUGCCUUCACGUGUGGCAGACUUGCCUGUUUUGAUUGUGCGAAGACAUGGUGCAGAAGACGCACAUCAAGACUUUACUGUGCGUCGACACAAAGUCCUCGAGGAUGUGUUAUGGUUAAAGACAAACAAUCCAUUCUUUAAAAAUAUCAAAAUUGAUAGAGAUGUCAUCCAAAGUUUACCAGAAAAUGGUAUUCCCAAUGAGCUAAGGUAUGUCAUUGAUGAAAAUGAGCUUUCAGUUCAUGUUGAAAAUAAGGGGCCUCCCCAAGGAAGGAAAAAUCGUUUAAUAGCUAACACAGAUUGCAGUCUGUAUGACUGA
Messenger RNA from Paramuricea clavata, 5594 nucleotides. The record is from the annotation of a GenBank genome assembly. NCBI's taxonomy places the organism in Eukaryota, Metazoa, Cnidaria, Anthozoa, Malacalcyonacea, Plexauridae.